AGUCAAUAGACGAACUCAUAAAACGAAUUAAUUAUAGCAAGUAGUAGUAAAAUGAAGAAAACAACCACUUGAUAGAGUUGCUUUCCUCCAUUAUUGUUGAGCAUUAAUUUUGUCUUAUCUCUCUCUCUCUCUCUCUUCUGUUGAGGUUUUCUUCGGGCGAAACGAAGAUCAAAGAUUCCUUCAAAAAAUCAAUUUCUUUUCUGAAACCCAAUUGAAAAAUCUCUGAUCGAUCGAGAAAAAAAGAAGGUAAAUAGAAAGAUCAAUUAUGAGUGAAGGGAAAAAGGGCACCCGUUACAACCAACAACCACCGCCGCCGCCGUAUGGAACUUUCCAGGGUGUAGUCAACCACCCUCCCCCGACGGCCAUAGGCUUCCCUCAACCCGUUCCACCGCCUGGAAUUUCCGGUGGUCCCCACCCUCCGCCGCCUCAGUUUUACGCUCAUGGUUAUCAAACUGUUCCAGGUUAUGCUGUUGCAGAAGGAAGACCCGUAAGGGAGGCCCGCCUUCCUUGUUGUGGUAUCGGCUUUGGCUGGUUCUUGUUCAUUAUUGGAUUCUUUACUGUUGGAAUUCCAUGGUAUCUCGCAGCGCUGCUUCUCGUUUGCUCCAGACUUGACCCUCGUGAGAAACCGGGAUAUGUUGCUAGCACAAUUGCUGCGGUUAUUGCUACAAUUGCUGUCAUCUUCGGGGUGACAAGUAUGGACAAUUGACUCAACUGCACUCGACCGAGUCACGCGCUGUGAAAAAAGCUACUUUGGUUGUAUAUUUGUAUUGAACGAAUCUUCUCUCUCUCUCUCUAUACGUUUGAUGUGGGUAUCGACUGUAUAUUCAAGGCCCGUGCGGGCCCUGUAAUGUUGGAGGUAAAUUCAGUAUUUUGUUUUCUUUAUUGUGUGUUGUGAACCCGGAAACAUUAUGUACUCGGGUACUUGUGAAUUGGGAGAAGUGAAAAAAAAAACCCGAAACCCGUACUUUCAUGCAUAUAUAGUAUGAAAAAUAGUAAAUUUUUAUUUGAUGAGCUUCUA
Erythranthe guttata (spotted monkey flower) is the source of this 1018-nucleotide messenger RNA. RefSeq names its product large ribosomal subunit protein eL20z. The record is from RefSeq and is a predicted model, not a curated record. Lineage: Eukaryota; Viridiplantae; Streptophyta; Magnoliopsida; Lamiales; Phrymaceae.